Molecule: messenger RNA, 1329 nt
Organism: Penicillium roqueforti
Lineage: Eukaryota; Fungi; Ascomycota; Eurotiomycetes; Eurotiales; Aspergillaceae
Exons: 3
Coding region: 1-1329 (442 amino acids)
Biological process (GO): transmembrane transport
Cellular component (GO): fungal-type vacuole membrane
Molecular function (GO): transmembrane transporter activity
Source: RefSeq, a predicted model, not a curated record
AUGUUAUCGGAAAAAGGCAAGACGCAGCCCGAGGUCACAGAUCUGGCACAUAUCACGGAAGAUGAAGAGUCAUCUGGAAUACACUCUACCUUUGCUGUAAAAAGUAAAGUGUAUAGCUGUCUCCAAGUUCUCGGUGCUUUCUUUAUAUUCUUCAAUGUCUGGGGCCUCAACCUCGCAUUUGGGACAUUCCAAAGCUACUAUGCACUCACCUAUAUCCCAUCAUCGACAUCAUCUGACAUCGCCUGGAUUGGAACGAUUCAAUCCUGGCUCCUAAUCGUCGGCGGUCUACUAUCCGGCCCACUUUUCGACCUUGGCUACAACCAGAGCAUGAUUCUCGUCGGCAGUACCCUAGGUGUAGUCGGCAUAAUGAUGCUCAGUCUUGCACAUGACUACUACGCCAUAUUCCUAAGCCAGGGGGUCUGCAUGGGCCUCGGAUUCGGACUGCUUUAUGUCCCUGCUAUUGCAUUGGUCAGCCGUUCUUUCACAACAAGAAGGGCUGUUGCGCUAGGUAUUUCGAGUAGCGGUGCGCCUGUCGGGGGUAUUAUCUAUACAACGAUGUUCAACCAGCUUAUAUCAAAGGUUGGGUUCGCCUGGACCGUCCGCCUUGUGGCGUUCUUGAUGCUGGCGCUGUUCAUCGCGGCUGCUAUUAUGCUUUUGUGGCCGGAGAGACAUGCAGUGAAGGUUAAAAAUACCCAGCGCAGGAGCUUGAUUGAUUUGCGCGCAUUGAAGGAUUUGCCUUUUUGGAGCUUUGCUAUCGGGAACUUUUUUCUUUACCUUGGUUAUAUCACGCCUUUCUAUUACAUUCCGACUUACGCGGAGACAAAACUAGGUACAUCGCGCUCAAUGGCCUCUAAUAUCUUGAUGAUUUCCCAGGCUUCUUCGGUUAUUGGCCGUGUUGUCUUGACUUUGUUCGCUCAUUACUAUGGGUCGAUGAUUGCUUGGAUCAUUUGCGGUAUACUCUCAGGCGUUCUGUGUAUUUGUUGGAUCAGUGCAGACAGCCUUGCCCGGUUUGUUCUUUUUGCUGCCUUCUAUGGUGGUAUCUCCGGGGCUUUGAUUCCUCUGCCGCCGAGCGUUUUCACUCACGUCUGUCCCGAUCCCAAGAGUCUUGGAACUUGGCUUGGAAUGGCGCAAAGCUUGAGUAGCUUUGCGAGUCUUGUGGGACCACCAAUAGCAGGUGCGCUCGCUUCAAUUGGCGCCGAUGGUAGUGCGGAUUUGAACUACUUGGGUAUUCAAUUGUUUAGUGGGAUAGUCAUGUGUUUUGGCGCAUUCCAGCUGAUCUUUUUAUGGUAUUUGCUGUACAAAAAGAGGGGCAAAACUGGUUUAUUUUAA